AUGGCUUCUCCGGCGAUAGCAUUGGCUUUUAUUCCUCUCCUACUGACAUUGAUCAUCCGUUACCGCUAUUACUUUGUGUUGCUGUAUCGGGCCGUUCUGAUCCGCUGGGUGAGAGACUGUUUAUCGGGCAUCAGUCGAGAGGAACGGGCCUAUCAGUACAUUCUGACCCACGCCACACCCGGUGACCCCCAGAGCAUCCUGGACACCUUUGACCUGUGGUGCAGUAAAGUGGAGUUUAUAAGUAACAUCGGCCCAAAGAAAGGUAAGAUUCUGGACCGGAUACUUCAGGCUCACUGUCCACUCACAGUACUGGAGCUGGGCACACACUGUGGAUACAGCACUGUACGCAUGGCACGCUCACUGCCCAUCGGCGCCCGAAUUUACUCUGUUGAGAUGGAUGAGCGAAACGCCGCUGUGGCAGAGAAGGUCAUUCGUCUGGCGGGUUUCGACGAUGACAUGGUGGAGCUGAUGGUGCGUCCGUCAGAUGAAGUGAUCCCACGUUUACGUGAGGACUUCGGUGUUGAGCGUCUGGAUUUGGUGUUUAUGGAUCACUGGAAGCGCUGUUAUCUGCCUGACCUGCAGCUGUUGGAGGGCUCCGGUCUUCUCGGUGAAGGAUCUCUCAUCAUAGCUGACAACGUCAUUUUUCCGGGAGCACCAAACUUCUUGCGUCACGCUCGCCGCUCGGGCCUCUACGAGGUGAGGGUUCACCGGGCCACGCUGGAAUACAUCCGAGGAAUUCGUGACGGCAUGGCUGAGCUGACCUUCCUCGGCAUCAAGUGAAGGAUCCCACUUUCACCUCAUCACGUUUACAGCUUUACUUUUUUGACUGAAUCGGGCAGACCCUAAUAUACACAAAUAUGAGAAGAGAACGAAAAGAAGGAUUCCUCAGGCAUCA
Triplophysa dalaica is the source of this 895-nucleotide messenger RNA. It is a transcript of the gene tomt, whose product is annotated as transmembrane O-methyltransferase. Lineage: Eukaryota; Metazoa; Chordata; Actinopteri; Cypriniformes; Nemacheilidae. The coding region runs from base 1 to 780 and encodes 259 amino acids. Gene Ontology annotation, biological process: catecholamine catabolic process; developmental process; dopamine metabolic process. The transcript is spliced from 3 exons. The record is from RefSeq and is a predicted model, not a curated record. Gene Ontology annotation, molecular function: catechol O-methyltransferase activity.